Messenger RNA from Cydia splendana, 7385 nucleotides. Its product is annotated as ribosomal protein S6 kinase alpha-5-like. NCBI's taxonomy places the organism in Eukaryota, Metazoa, Arthropoda, Insecta, Lepidoptera, Tortricidae. The record is from RefSeq and is a predicted model, not a curated record. The transcript has 19 exons. Bases 594 to 4181 code for a protein of 1195 amino acids. Gene Ontology annotation, molecular function: ATP binding; protein serine/threonine kinase activity. Gene Ontology annotation, biological process: peptidyl-serine phosphorylation; regulation of DNA-templated transcription.
AACUAUCAUAUAGCUACGCGUAGUCGGAUAGUGGCUGCGCGCAAGCCGUAUCACGCAUUUAUAACGCGAUUCGAGACGUAUUACAUCCGAAAUAACAGUGAAUACUAUCGCUUAAGUGCUUUGUUGACAUUAUUGGACGUAUUUACGAGCGUGCUGCCAGUGAACAUUGUGAAUUAGCAAAAAGGCGGGCAAAAAUCAGUGCAAGUGACGAUUACGAGGCUAUUUAUAGACGGACGCGAGGCAAGAUAAAGCUGUAUUUAUUGACAUAAGAAGUGUGUGGUGAGAAAUAAACAUUGUAGACUGUUGUCGUGACUGCAGUAGUGCGAUUUCAUUUCCAAUUAGACUAUUUUUCUAUGAAGAAAACGAAACCGCGAAACUAGUUUGACAGCUCACGGAUGCACACAAACACAGAUUUCGGUGAUGCGCACGUGUGAGUAUGCCGUCAGUUUAGUGAUGUGAAUAUCUUGCGCUUAUCGAUUCGGUCCGAUUAAAUAUAUUUCAAGGAUAAUUGUUUAUAUUGUUGGGAUAUGUAACAAUAAAUAUAACAUUGAAUGAUACAAAUUGAGUAAGAAAACAUAUAUUUUAAUAUAAUCAUGGAGACGACUAGACCUGAUAGUCAAAAAACUGAGGAACCGGCUUCUGCAAGAGUUUCUUCCUCAAGUUCUAAUCAACUAUUUAUAGCAGACACUUUAGACUUGCCUGACGACACAUUUCGCAUGAGUCUGGAUAGUUAUUCAGUUAUCGGCGAAAAUGUAACUAUUGGAGACAGGAACUCUUCCAUAGAUAUAGAGCCAGCUGGUUUGGUUAAAACUGCUUCAACGCCGGCCGUUGAAACACCUGAAACUCCAAUUGUUGAGCCGUUUACUCCGCCUCCCGAAACUCCUAUUGCUGAUCCUUGCACGCCACCCCCAGAACCAUUGACUAUUGUGGAAACACCGAAAAUAAACGAGCAAGAUAAAAUACAAAGAACGCAGAAUUUGUUGAAGUUGUCGCUCAUCAAGAACACCGAUAAUGUUUUCGUUAAGCCGUCUCCAGUUAUGGAGGUCAUGUCGCCGGCAAGAAUGCUACAGUUCGAAGUGGACGCGUGCGCGACGCCUACUAUGAAAAGAGCGGCAAUCAAUUUCGAUUUCUUUAAACAGAACAAAUUUGAUGAAUACUUUGACGAUGACGACGAUCCUAAAGAAGAAUUGGCAGAGAAGGAAAAAGUUGAGGUUUCUAAAGAUCCCAAUCCAAAUGAGAAGCCGUUUGAAGAGGCUGCCGUUAUCGUGAAGGCCAAGGACACUGUACGACAUGAAAUUGGUUAUGUCAAUCUAAACGGACAAUCAAAAGUGGACAUAUCACAUUUCGACCUGCUCAAAGUUCUUGGCACAGGAGCGUACGGCAAAGUGUUUCUAGUAAAAAAGAGAUGCGGCGUCGACGAGGGCAAACUAUACGCGAUGAAGGUGCUCAAAAAGGCUUCCAUAGUGCAGAAACUAAAAACGGCAGAACACACCAGGACGGAGAGACAGGUCCUGGAAGCAGUGAGAGAGUGCCCGUUCCUGGUCACGCUACAUUACGCCUUCCAGACAGACUCCAAACUACACCUCAUACUUGAUUACGUUGCUGGCGGGGAGCUGUUCACACACCUGUACCAAAGGGAGCAUUUCUACGAAAAUGAAGUUCGGAUAUACAUCGCCGAGAUCAUACUUGCGCUCGAGCAGUUACAUAAGCUCGGCAUCAUCUACCGCGACAUCAAACUGGAGAACAUCCUUCUGGACGCCGAAGGUCACAUAGUGUUGACUGACUUCGGCCUCUCUAAGGAGUUCUGCGGUGGAGAGAGCAGAGCCUACAGCUUCUGUGGAACCAUCGAGUAUAUGGCGCCAGAGGUUGUCAGGAGCGGCAGUCAGGGGCAUGAUAUCGCGGUAGACUGGUGGUCGGUCGGCGUUCUCACCUACGAGCUCCUCACGGGGGCUUCACCGUUCACAGUGGAAGGCGAGAAGAAUACACAACAGGAGAUCACCAAACGCAUAGUGCGGUGUAGCUACCCCGUGCCUACGGAAGUCAGUCCCGAAGUCCAGGACUUUAUUAAAAAAUUGUUAGUGAAAGACCCGCGGCGGCGUCUCGGAGGCGGAGACAGCGAUGCCGACGAACUGAAGAGGCAUCCAUUUUUCCAGAACCUCGACUGGGACGCCGUGGCGCGCCGCGAGAUCACCGCGCCGUUCGUGCCGGCGCUGGAGCACGCCGCGGACACGCGCAACUUCGCCGACGAGUUCACGCGCAUGCCGCCCACCGACUCGCCCGCGCAGGCGCCCAAGCACAGCGACAAGCUCUUCCUCGGAUAUUCCUACGUGGCCCCAAGCAUCCUAUUCUCUGAAAACGUGAUAUCAGACCAGAUAUGGAUGCAGGCUACGGGACAGAAGCACGACAAACUCAAAGGAUGGGUUGCCAAGGACUCUCCAUUCUUCCAAAAAUACGCCGUGGACCUAAGCACGCCGCUGUUGGGCGACGGGACCUAUUCCGUCUGCCGGAAAUGUAUACAUCGUGACAGCGGGAAAGAAUAUGCUGUCAAGAUAAUCUCAACUCAGAAGAAAGACAUCAAACAAGAAAUCGAACUACUAAAAGCAUGCCAAGACUGCCCCUACAUCAUAACACUUCACGAAGUCGUACAGGAUUCGGCGUUCACGUACAUAGUGACAGAGCUAGCGACAGGCGGUGAACUGCUCGCUCAUAUCGGGCCGAGCGGCAUUGGCGAGCGAGUGGCGCGACGACUGUUAGCGCAGCUAGCGUGCGCAGUCAGACACAUGCAGCGGCGGCGGGCUGUGCACCGCGACCUUAAACCAGAGAAUAUAAUGCUGACGACGUGUCGGCUGCACGAGGCCAAGGUGAAGGUGGUGGACUUCGGGUUCGCGCGGCGCACGCCCGAGUGCGAGGAGCGCUCGCGCAUGAUGACGCCGUGUUUCAGCCUGCCGUACGCGGCGCCGGAGGUGGUGGCGCGCGCGCGCUCGGGCGCGGCGCCGGGCUACAGCGCCAGCUGCGACAUGUGGAGCCUCGGGGUCAUCUUCUACUGCAUGUUGUGCGGCAAGGCGCCUUUCCAACCGGCCUCCAAGAAGGAACCCAUCACCUCGUACAUGGACCGCAUCCGACAAGGCAGCUUCUCCAUGGACGGUUCAAUAUGGGAGGCCGUAUCGAGCGACAGCAAGCGCCUCGUGGCGUCACUACUGACUCGCGACCCGCACCGCCGGCCCUCGCCUGAGGAUGUCCUGGCCGCGCUCGGCGUGCACGACGACCAGAGCAGCUUCAAGCUAGCCGACAUGACCAAAGCCGAGCUCUACAAACGCCGAAGCAAGAACAAGCAACGAACAUCCUCCGAGACGGCCGCCAGCGACGCUCCCGAGUCCGAGUUGAUGCACACCAUCAACACUAUCAAGAGCAGAGACAACAACUCCAUAGAGAAUGACGUGGAGUUGAUCAAAGCCAACACUUUGGAUACGCCCGUGGUGGAGGAAGCCAAUAAUGAGGAUACUGACGAGGUACCGAGCGUCAAACCUGUAGAAAAAACAUACUCCAAAUCCAGAUCAAAACUAGACGAUUACAUCUACAUCGAGAGCAGCCAGGGCCUCGACGGCACAGAAGUCGCCUUCCCCAAGACUAGUCGCGCCAAGAAAGCCAAGGAGCCCACCUCACCAGUACCGAGGAAACGUAGAAAAGUAGACAAACCUGAACCUAAACCUAAAGAAGGAACAAAUACUAGGGAGCUGCGUAGCAAGGACAAACCGAGCCCUAGCAGACCUAAAGAAUCCAUAGAGAAUGAGAAAGCAGUAACAAGAGUCACUAGGAAACGGAAAUACGAUGAGAUGGCCAGUUCCAAGCCAGUGCUUAGAGAAAAAGGACAAAAUGGGAGACAAUCCAAAAAUAGCGUUGAAAAAGAGGCUACUAGAAAAAUCGCGCGGCGGAAGAAGAUAACACCCUUAAAAAUAGACGUUCAACAAACUAACAUCAGAAUGACACGCUCCAGAAUGAGACGGCUAGAGGUCAGUCUGUCUCCCUCUCAGGUCAAAACCAUCGUGCCGGCCUUCUCCUUCGAGUCGGAUAAGAGAGUCGAGUCGUCAGAAAGUAACUCUACUAAGAGGACGCGUAAAGCCAAAGCGAGUAAAGCUAAACCUACCGUCCGAGCCACGCGCUCUCGAGCCAACAGGAGGUGAAUGUUGGAUACUAUAGGUGCACGCUAAACUUUCCAGCUAUACAGGGUGAAAUUUUAAUCACUAGCCUAGACUUUAAACUGAACUACUUUUAUUAUGGGAGCAAUGCAAAAAUCGAAAUAAAUAUUUGGCUGUCCCAUACAAAUCAGCAGCAUCACGUCAGCCGGAAUGUAUGACAACAGCUAAUUUUUUUUUCGAGUAUUCGGCAUUGGUCCCAUAAUAACAGUUGUUUAGUGACCUAUAACUCCUAUAAGGUCACUACGCAGAGUAUGGCUAGUGAUUAAAACUUCAACCUGUAUUGUAGACCUUAUGAGAUUUAAUAUAAGGUUUACAAGGUAAGCUGGAGUCUUAGUGUUUGGCCUACAAUAGUGUAACAGGGCUGAGCUAGUAUAACUGGCCGCGAGUCUCGCACUGUAAAAAUGUUCAGCCGAUGUACAGCUGAAAGUAACUUUGAAAUAAAUCUUACUUACAGCUUAACUGGGGAGAUAUGCGGUCCUACGCGACGCCAUAAGGUACCUUUACCCGUGGAACGUCACAUGUAGCCUUAGUAACUUUCCGCUGCCGCGAUUGGCUGAUCAAACAAUAAUAUUUGCAGUGCGUAGAAUCGCGUGAACAGUUAUGAUAUAGUAAGGACGCUAAGCAGGAAGAAUUUCGUACAUUGACCGGCCUAUUCCUAUCUCUAUCGCACGCGCGUAUGCUGGACUGAUGAUGCCGGCGGUCAAUGCCACCGUGCGAGCAGGACAGCAAUAUAAUUAUGCGCGUGCGAUGGGGAUAGAAACAGGCGGGUCAAUGUACGACAUUCUUCGUGGUUAGCGUCCUUACUUUAGCCUUACACAGACAGCAUUCGUGAAUUAAGAAAAAUGUUUUCAAGACAGCAAUAUCGAAUCUGACCUUUAAUUUCUGGCAAUUUCUUUUCCGUUAAGAUAGUAACUUUACACUUCUCAGACUUAACUUUUUUUAUAUUUUAUCUUAUUUAUUAUUUCGAUUCUUGUAUUUUCUUCCUUAGGGUGGUAUUCCAUCUGUCCAAAUAGAUUUGUCCAAUGUGUAUUGCGUCUGACAUUUUGCUUAAUGAGAGAGUGAGAUGCAAUGGCAUUAGACAAAGAAAUUGGACAGUUAGAAUACCACCUUUACUAAAACGGGUCGGUUCAUGAAAAAGGUUGACAAACACUGUUCUAGAGAACACGAUUUCAAGUCUACAAAACUUGUAAUAAAUCGCUGUUUGUGAUCGACUUAGAUUUGUAUCGAAAUAAAGUUAAAUAUAUUUGUCAUUGCUAGAAUGAGAUGGAGAUACACUUCUCAUUCUAACAAAGGUAAGUUGGUUUCUUGAUCAAACGUAAAUGAAUCGUGAAUAAAUCCGCAUAAAUGUACUUUGUAGUACUCAAUUUAUAUGAUUUUUUUUUAUAAAGUAGAAUGUUGCCAGUGUAAGGCAGGCCACUAGCGCCCCCUAACCUCCCACUCCAAAUAUCGACAGAAUAGUGAUGGAAUAAAAACAGGCGCUUUGCUCAGCGUAGUGAUGGGAUGAAAUUAUUUAUUGGCGAGUAAGUUAUAUCGUAGUUAGCUCCACCCUAGUUCGAUAAAGAAUAGAACCUGUUUUUAUUUUUUAAUCCCUCUAUUUAAUGUUACUUUAAAAUAUUUACGAUACCUUUUUUCCUUAUUAUUACCAUUAGAGUUAAUUCUUUGAUGUUGGUUAUUAUGUAUUUCAGUAGGUAAUAUAAUAAUAAAUAGGUAAUUUUGUGUGUGAGUGCGCACUUGGCCCAUAGUUGGAAUAUACGAGUCCUAUCUGUAUUUUGUUUGCAUCGUCGCGCCGCGACGCCAUGUUGCGCCAUGCAACGCCACAAGGCGCCACGCCGCGCCAUAUAGCGCCAUGGAGCGCCAUAUAGCGCCAUGGAGCGCCAUAUAGCGCCAUGCAACGCCAUAUAGCGCCAUGCAGCGCCAUAUAGCGCCAUGCAACGCCAUAUAGCGCCAUGGAGCGCCAUAUCGCGCCUUGGCGCCGCGCAGAUACUACAUUGAACAGAUCUCUUUCCAUAAGACGAACUUUGGUUGUUUGUGUAUAUUUGUUUGGGAACUAGAUUUAAUAGGUUAAAUUUGUAAAUGUGUUUCGAAAUAAUGUAAUAGCAGUUUGUUUGGAGUAUUGUUUAUCUUCCAUUUUUUCUGUAAGUGUACGAGCGAACUACGAGUAAGUAAUGCUGCGCGGUUCGUGCCAAAGCAUGCUUGGGGCGCCCGCUACGAUUGCGUUAUUGAAUUCAAUGAAUUUGUAAAACUUUUCCUUCUCGUUUUAAGGGCUUCUACCAAAUAAAACUAUUGUUUUGAUUAUUUCAUUGUAAAUAAUUUAGCAUUUAGUACAAAAUCGGUGGAAGAAUUAAUUAUAUAAAUUUAAAUUAUAAAGAAUAAUCUCAAUACGAGGGGCCCGCGGCAUAUCAUUGGGAGGCGUGGCUUAGUGAUAAUUAUAACGAAAUUCAGUUCUGCCAACAUAAUAAUUAUAUUUUCUUAUGCGAAAUCUAAAUCAAUAAACCUUUAAAGUCAAAUUGCUUGCUUCGUGAUAUUUAUAUAUGUUUUUUUACAACAAUAGUGAGAAAAAUAAGUACAUGGGACAUAAGGAACUUUAUUUGCAUUAAUUAUCGCACUGGAUUUCAAAUAUCUUUUUUGUUUUUAAGGAAAUCGAAGACCAACGUGAUGAGUACCAUGUAAGAUGAAUUAUAUUGUUGACAUUAAAUUUAUUUUUACUUUUAGUCAGAAGAAUAUCAAUGUACGGGUGUUUUUACAAGUACAAUGCGGUUUAAAUGCGAAGUAAUAUCUUUUACCCAAAUAAAUCUAAAUUGAACAAUUUGUGUCAUUGUAACAGUUUCUUUUUUAGUAAAAUAAUAUUGAAAGAAAAUAUCAAUACUGUCAUGGCGGCUAAAUGUUACGAGCAUAAUUCGCAAAGUUCGUGUAAAACCACCCAGAAAACGCAUAAUUAUAAAUCAGUGCCGAACUAACGAAUUUUCGUUUUAGGAAAUUUAAUUUCCACAGCUUAAAAUGUAAAAGAUAGCCUUUACGUCACUAUCGUAACGUGUUAAAGUGCACUUAAUGGAAUGUACCAAAAGAUUAUAUAAUUUUAUAACAAAGUUAGAGGUUACUAUUGAAGUCGGCGACAGACAAAUUUUGUAAAAUGUUACACUAUGCCGGACGGAGAUAUUUGAUUGUAAUAAUAUACCAUUUUAACAUUAA